Rhizophagus irregularis DAOM 181602=DAOM 197198 is the source of this 534-nucleotide messenger RNA. NCBI's taxonomy places the organism in Eukaryota, Fungi, Glomeromycota, Glomeromycetes, Glomerales, Glomeraceae. The record is from RefSeq and is a predicted model, not a curated record.
AUGUUUUUAUUUUUAGUUGAUGAUUUUGGCAAAUCAAGUAAUUGGAAUACAUCAAAAAUAAGUAGUAUUAUCAAAGAUAAUCAAAAUGAUUAUAAUAAAAAAACAGUGCUAACACAAAAUGUCAAUAAUGAAGGUAAGCAAAACAUUUUUUGGGCACCUUUUUUAGAUAAUAAAUUAAUAGAUGAAGAUGAAGUAUAUAAUAAUCCAAAGCUUCAUUCAAAGGAACAAGAUGAAUUUGAAAUUCCUGAUGGUGGAAACGGAAUCUAUGUGGAUUCCGAAUCCACAUAUGUGGAUACGGGAUUUUGGUCAGAAUUAAAGCAUAGUACCGGACUAGGAUUUCGUAAUGCUGGCCAAGAUCCGAUUUCCGCCGAUCACGGUAACGGAGGUAUCAGUAACAAGAAUAAUGGCGUAAGUUCAAACUUGAGUAGUGGUAAUAAUGAAAAGAUAACAUCGCUACGAUAUCCUCCAAGGCGACAAGGUGAUGUGGAAGGUGAGAGGAAAAAUGAAAGUGUUAGCGGUGGUGAUAAAUAUUGA